UAGAACAAAGUUUUAUAACCAAUCUAAGCUUGUUGUAGAAACCAUCAGUCUUCAUGCUGGUAUCAUACGAACUUCAAAUGCAAGAAAAUUUGAAAAACUAAGCUAUCUCGAGCUCAACAGUUUCCCUCAUCCUGCAAAUAAAUGGAAAGACGCAGUAUAUUCCGAUUUUAGAUAUUUGUUGAACGUAAAGAAGCUGCUGAGGAUAGCCCGGAGACACUUCCGACGAGUUUAAUUUCAGCAGUUCAUAUGUUCAAUGCUACAAAACUAAAGUAGAUCUAUGUGUAGAUAAAUACAAAUGCUUGAUUUUGACCCUGUUUCGUACAAACUUUUUAAGUUAUGGACUCUGAUAGCAUCAAUAGAAAGAGUAAGAAUUCAAGCAAACGUGUAAAAUUUAAGGAUGAAAAUGGAAACAGUAAGCAUUCAAGUGAAGAUAGUGGAAGCAGUAAUGAUUCAGAUGCCCUUUCAGAGGUCCUAAAUAGUAUUGAAGGAACUAUAAGUAAUGGCAAUUCUGGAAUUAUUAAGGGCUCAGGAAACAAAAAUGAUGUUGAAAUACACGAAGGGCCAAAAGAUGAAAGUGGAAGUAGUAAUCGAUCAGAAGUAGCUCAAGGGGAGAUUGAUAGGUCUAAAGGUGAUUUCUCAACUGAAAAUAUUAGCUCGCCGUCAUCUUCGUCUUCAUCAUCAUUGUCUUCACCUUCAUCUGGUUCAUCUACCGAUGAUAAGUCUCAAGCAGAUACACAAGAAUCAGGCAUAUCAGGAUUAACUUCUGGCAAGAGCUCUUCCAUAUUAAAACAAACUCAAAAUGGAUCUGCAGUUUCAAAAUCUAAUUCCCAAGUUCCCAUUGUUGCACAAGAAUCAGCAUUGACACAAUCCCCUCCAAUCCAAGUAAUGGAUAGAGGGGUUGAAGAGUAUGAUCCGUAUAGGAUUCCGUCUGCUGUCUUUUCAAUAAGUAAAUCAUCAGCACCUAUGGAUUGGAGUCUUGCUUCUAAUGACUCAUUGUUUAGCAUUAAAGUAGGGAGCACUAGUUUCGCCAGAGAUCUAAUUCAAAACAAGGAAACUGCCCGUGGUGUGGAAAAGCCAGGUGAAGUUAAGGCAUUAAUUCCAUUCCCUGCUGUUGCUCCAACGUACACAGAGAAUUUUGAAUUUGACAUAAGGAAGGAAACUGUGGUUUCAGAUGAUACUGCUAAGGAUAAAACAGCCCUUACUGCUGAAGAACCAAUUGUUGACAAGUCAAUGUCAAUUGCACCCUGGAAUCAGCCCAAUAUUUCUGAAAGUGGAAUCGGUCAAUGCUCCUUUGACUUUCCAGUAAAAAACAAAAGCAAGAAGAAGAAGUGUGCAUGGCCAUCAUGCUCCUGUUCUGGUUGUAGCUGGGCUUUCUGCUACUGUUCUAAUUAUAGCUGCGCGUUGUGCUACUGUUGGAACUGCAGCUUGAAAAGAUUCUUCUGUUGUUGUUCAGAUUCGGAAGAUGAAAGUAAUGUUUCAGAGGAAGAAAAAGUGCGGCAGAAACUACAAGAAAAGCCUAAUGUUUCAAAGAAAGAAAAAGUGCAGCAGAAACAACAAGAAAAGCCCUUGGCCUCUGCAUUGAAAUCGAAAUCAGCUUGCAGCAACUGUUGGAACUGCAGCUUGAAAAGAUUCUGCUGUUGUUGGUCAGAUUCGGAAGAUGAAAGUAAUGUUUCAGAGGAAGAAAAAGUGCAGGAGAAACUACAAGAAAAGCUUAAUGUUUCAAAGAAAGAAGAAGUGCAGCAGAAACAACAAGAAAAGCCCUUGGCCUCUGCAUUGAAAUCGAAAUCAGCUUGCAGCAGCUGUUGGAACUGCAGCUUGAAAAGAUUCUGCUGUUGUUGUUCAGAUUCGGAAGAUGAAAGUAAUGUUUCAGAGGAAGAAAAAGUGCGACAGAAACUACAAGAAAAGCCUAAUGUUUCGAAGAAAGAAGAAGUGCAGCAGAAACAACAAGAAAAGCCCUUGGCCUCUGCAUUGAAAUCGAAAUCAGCUUGCAGCAACUGUUGCUCUUGGUUCCCUUCGUGUCGAUGGCGUUGGUGUUGCUCAUUUAACCGUUGUAAAGGAAAAUGCUGUUGUUGAAAGGAACAACCAAAACUCAAGCCACUGGCCUCUUCCCAGCCGGAAAUGCCUGCCCAAAUGGUGCACUUUUGUCAUUGGAUGCUGGCACAUAAUCUGUUCAUAUUUAAUCAUCAUGCAUGGGUCAUGUCUUCAACACAAAUUCAAAGGCCCUCGUUGAAGUGAUAUAUAUAUACACACAUAUACAUAUACAUAUACAUAUACAUAUACAUACAUAGACACACACAAAUGUACUUCAAUGGAAUCUUAAGUUCCUAGACAUAUUUUCUUCUUAUGUAUAAUUAUAUGAGAAUCAGGUCCUUUUAGCUAGUGUGAAUAUAAGGGGGUGCCUAGGGACUGCUGGUGGAAAGGGAAAAUUAACCUUCCCAAGUUUAAAGUAGAGAUGACAAAAUACAAUUCAUCGGAAGUUUAGAGUAGAGAUGACAAAAUACAAUUCACCGCGGACAGUGUAGCAGGCUAAUUUUUGUUUAUGCCUGUUCCGUCCCAACUUUUAAAAAUUCUUAUUUUACUCUUUAAACUAUUCUAUGUAAUUUUUUUUUUUGGUUAUA
Gossypium raimondii (Peruvian cotton) is the source of this 2618-nucleotide messenger RNA. RefSeq names its product cell wall protein RBR3. The transcript has 7 exons. NCBI's taxonomy places the organism in Eukaryota, Viridiplantae, Streptophyta, Magnoliopsida, Malvales, Malvaceae. The record is from RefSeq and is a predicted model, not a curated record. The coding region runs from base 337 to 2073 and encodes 578 amino acids.